Messenger RNA from Bacillus rossius redtenbacheri, 4618 nucleotides. RefSeq names its product UDP-glucose 4-epimerase (gene Gale). The transcript has 8 exons. Bases 399 to 1463 code for a protein of 354 amino acids. Gene Ontology annotation, molecular function: UDP-glucose 4-epimerase activity. NCBI's taxonomy places the organism in Eukaryota, Metazoa, Arthropoda, Insecta, Phasmatodea, Bacillidae. Gene Ontology annotation, cellular component: cytosol. The record is from RefSeq and is a predicted model, not a curated record. Gene Ontology annotation, biological process: beta-D-galactose catabolic process via UDP-galactose, Leloir pathway.
UUCAGGCGGCAACUGCUGUCUGCUGUGUGUUUCGAAAAUAUUUACUCAGCUGGCAUUGCGCGUCAUAUGCCGCUUUGCGUCUUUAACCAUGUGUGUGUGGAGGAGUGUCUGUACAAUCAGUACGGCUGAUAAGCUCUUAUCUUACUUUUAACACUUGGUGGCGACUUCGCUCGGCACGUACGGAGCGAUUGAGCAGAUUCAUUAGCUUUGUAUGGAGUGUCAAGUUACGUUCGUGGAAGCCACGUAAGCGGGAAUUAUUUGAGUACGGUUUUGCUAAUACUAACUAUUAUUUUUCGGACGUAACUCUUCGUUUACAUACCUUUUUAUUGAAAUUUACUUAUUUACGGUGCUGAUUUAAAAAAAUUUUUUGUUUCGUAACCGACAGAUUGUUCUUCGCCAUGCCGGCGCGCACUGUCCUGGUGACGGGAGGCGCGGGGUAUGUGGGCUCUCACGCCGUGGUCCAGUUGCUCUCCCAGGGGCAUGAGGUGGUGGUGGUGGACAACCUGGUCAACGCCCCGCGAGGGAACGACGCGGCGAGCCCCCUGACGGAGUGUCUGCGUCGCGUGCAGGAGAUCGCUGGCAAGACGCUCAACUUCCACCAGAUGGACAUCAUGGACCGCUCGCAGCUGGACCGAGUGUUUGCCUGCUACAGCUUCGACUAUGUGAUGCACUUUGCCGCGCUCAAGGCGGUCGGGGAGUCUGUGGAGAAGCCACUGUUGUACUACAAGAACAACGUCGGGGGAUCCAUCACUCUGCUGGAGGCUAUGAAGGAUCACAAUGUCAAGAAGCUGAUAUAUUCCUCAUCAGCAACUGUGUACGGGACACCGCAGAAACUGCCGUUGACAGAAGAUCAUCCCACUGGAGUUAACUGUACAAAUCCAUAUGGGAAAUCUAAGUAUUUUGUUGAAGAAAUCUUGAAGGAUUUGGUUACAUCUGACAAGGAGUGGCGGGCGGUCUCGCUGCGCUACUUCAACCCGGUGGGCGCGCACGAGUCGGGGUUGAUCGGCGAGGACCCGCAGGGCGUGCCCAGCAACCUCAUGCCGUACAUCGCGCAGGUGGCGGUGGGGCGGCGCCCCAGGCUGCAGGUGUUCGGGGACGACUACGACACUCCCGACGGCACCGGAGUGAGGGACUACAUCCACAUACAAGACCUGGCGGUGGGCCACCUCGCCGCGGCCAGGAAGCUGCUCGACCCGUGCUUCCAAGGCUUCCGCGCGUACAACCUGGGCACGGGCAGCGGCCUGUCCGUACUGCAGCUGGUGCAGGCGUUCGAGAAGGCGUCGGGCCGCCAGGUGCCGUACGAGGUGGUGGGGCGGCGCCCGGGAGACAUCGCCUACUGCUACUCCAGCGCCUCGCUGGCCAAGAGGGAGCUGGGCUGGCAGGCCCAGAAGGGCGUCGACGAGAUGUGUGAAAGUGUUUGGCGAUGGCAGUCUAAAAACCCCAAUGGCUAUCGAUCAUCCUAGAAGAUAGUUCCUUUGUUGCCUUGCAAUUAGGCACCUGCAUUGCUUGUAGUCAGUGUUAGUUUUAUGGGUUUUGCUGAGAUUUUAUACCUUCAAUUUUGUGGUUUUUGUUACCAAAGAAGAAAUUAUUGUUUUGUGUGUAUUAUAAAAUUCUUAAUUUGUUUGCAUUUUUGCUUUAUUGGAUUUUUUUGGCUAGGAGAUUUUAAAUAUUUGGUGAUGUUCUUAACGGAUUGAAGAAAAUUGUUUGUCGUGACUCAUUAGUAAUGGUUUCCUACUUUAGUUCUCUGGUACCCACAGAGUAAAAAAAAAGAUUGCUACCAGUAUAAAUGUAUGAAUUUAUAUUAACACUAUUGAACCAUGUAAAAUAAAUCAAUGUAUGUACAUACAAAGCUGUUUAGGUUUAUGAGAAUUUUAAUUAUUGUGUUUGUCUUAUUUCGGUAGAAACUAGGAAGCAGUUUUUUUAUGCAAUCAACUUAUUUAUAUUGAAAUUGGUCAGUAUUAUUUUCUAAUGUGGUGCUUAUUUUUGAGUAGGCAGUGUGUGUUUAAGUGCAAAAAUUUUGUGGCGUUCUUUUAUUGACUUACUGGUGUGAAAUAGCUGAGAGCACGUACAUGAGCGAGGCGAAGUGAUAGCGUUGGCCUUCUGUGUUGUCGCGGGCUCAUUCCACCUUGCACUCAACGUCAACCCAGAUGUCAGAGAAAUACUUUAUUUUUUCCAGUAACUUUAGAGAUGGACCAUAUUUGUUUAUUAAUAAAAAAGAAUAUUUGUGGUUUGUCUUUUUGGUAUUUAUUCUUUUAAUUAAUAUAUCUGAUGAUAAUAAAUGGUUAUUUUUAUUUAAAUUCAAUUUUUUAAAAAGCUUUAAUUUUGUGUAUUUUAUGCAUGACCUGCAGUUAAAGUAGAAAAUGGUCCUUAAAUUGUUGAUAAAUCUAAAAUAUGUUAUGUUGGAUUCAACAGCUAUACCUCCUUAAGGUCUUAUAUGUUUAUAACCAAGUUCAGGUAGUCCAUUAAUUACAUGUUGUGCCUUAACGAAGUCAAAUUUUCAAUAUGACACUAAAAAUAUUUUUAGGAUAUAAAACCUCUUGAGUCCAUUAUAGCAUCUUUUAGUUUAGAGUUCUUCAGCUUAGACUAGUAAAAUAACUACUUAGGAUGGCAAUAAAGAGUGAUUAUUGAGGUGAAAUACAUUUAAUAAAAGUUGUAACAUGCAGUUGUGCUUGAUUUGGCGGCCCCUUAAGGAGUUUCAAAGAUAGUUGUAAUGUGUUUGUUUUAUUGGGGUUAGCUCAGCAAGUGUUGUCAAAAUUGUAAUUCUUGCCAACAACAGCAAUAUUUCUCUUGAAAUUGACUCAUGGAGUUAAGUUACUCGUUUGCCAAAAAUGAAUAGUACCUGGAACUACUGUGUUGAAUUUUUAGUACAACUUGUUUAAUAUUUAGUAUUUUUUUUUUGUUGAUUCAGUUCCUAUGUUAAAGAAUGAAGCAUUUUGUGGUAGAUCAGUAGUUUGUAGAAUUUUGUGUAUGUUAAAUAUUUAUUUACAUUUGAAAUAUAAAGAAGACAACAGCAUAUCAUUGUACUGUACAUUCAUUUUACUCAUGUAUUACAGUGUCUGUACUGAUAGAAAAGUGCCAAAAACUUAAUUUAAAUUGUGUUUUACACACACAAUCAUUACACAUGAGAUGUGAAAGUAAAUUGGGUAACAAUUUAAGAAUACAAUCAAUUAUUUAUCAAUUUAAGUUCAGAUUUUGAUUGGAAAAUAUGUAAUAUAUUCUCCUUUAAUGCUGAUUAGCAAAACAAGUAAUUUUUGUGUUGUUAUAUUUUGGGCUGUAUUAAAACUGAUCUUAAAGGCACCAGCAUUUUUUACUGUUCACAAAUUUACUGGUUUUAACACUUUCAACUCAUGUAUGAUUUUAGACUAAGACUUUAUUGAAACCAACUUAAGAAGUACAAAACUGUCUUUCAUUCUAAGUAGUUUCAAUGUCUUAUAAAUAAGGAAAAAAAAUUCCACCAGGAAUAUUGUUUGUGAUUAAUUAGCUUUGUUUUCUUUCUGUGUAGUAUAUAUAAUUUUUAAAGCAUUGAGAUAGUUAAGUGUUUGGAUAGAGUAACAAUACAUGUUUGCAGAAACUAAACAUUUUCAUGUAAAUUGUGUAGUUGGUACAAAUACAGUAAAACCUCGCACAACGAAAUCCUUUAUAACGAAAUCCUCGGUGUAACGAAGCAUCUGUUAAGUCCCGCCAAAUUGCUAUGUAAUCCUAUGUAUUUAUACCUCUAUUUAACAAAGAAUUUUUUGGAUGCAAUGCUAAAAACACCCGCUACAGCGAAGGUAAAAUGGAAAAAUCUUCAAAAUAUUUUUGUAGGAUUAUCAUAAAUUGUCAAUUUUGCUUCGUAAAUAAAUUAUGCUUCGGCAAGUAAACAAUACUGCCGCCAUCUUACUACUGAUUGGUCAUAGACGUAAGAGUUACAGACGUACUGAAACGCACUUUGACUACCAACAUAAGCUAUCGUACUUCGAUUAGGUAAUCGAUCUUCCGAAACUGCCUAGAAAAUUUCAUCACGUGAACAAUUUACAUCAUUGUUCUGUGAAAAUGUGUGAUCGUUUAUCCGUGUUGUAAUAAAUGCAGAUAACAGAUACAGAUUCUGUGGAAGUGUUUCUUAAUUAAAAUCUGUAGGUUUAGAAAGUUGUUUUUGUUCCAUGUUGUAGAGGGAAAUAAAUAAUUUAACCAGUUAUGUAUCUUGUUUAGAGGUUAAGUUUUUCUGGGUUAGAUCUGUUCGCUUGUAAAUAGGUUAUGGUUGGACAAAUCUCGUGCGGUACGAUAAUAAAUGAGACUUAACUUUCAGUAAUUUAUUGUUAGUGUUCGUAAAAUGGAUAAAAAAAAAAGGAAAGCAAUUUCCAUUACAACAAAAUUGGAAAUUCUACACGCAGUAGAUCAGGGAGAUAAAAAAGCAGAAAUAGCUAAAAGUAAAUAAUAAAAUAAUAGUAAUAGGUAUUACUGAAGUAAAGAUUUCUUAAAUUUUAAUUUAUUGUGAUCUUUAGUGUAUAGUGGCUAUUCUUUUCCAUUAUUACAUAAUAUACAAUAUAAUUAUGUACUGUAAUCAAAUCGGAUUGGUUUGCUUAAUGUUCAUUUGCUCUGCUCGAGGACUCUGUAGCAUGUAUUAAAAAGUAUGUAAGUA